Bradysia coprophila is the source of this 954-nucleotide messenger RNA. RefSeq names its product NAD(P)(+)--arginine ADP-ribosyltransferase 2-like. Lineage: Eukaryota; Metazoa; Arthropoda; Insecta; Diptera; Sciaridae. Gene Ontology annotation, molecular function: NAD+-protein-arginine ADP-ribosyltransferase activity; NAD+ poly-ADP-ribosyltransferase activity. The record is from RefSeq and is a predicted model, not a curated record.
CAUAACACAGUUCAAGUGCGCAUUUAAAGAAAAGUAUAAAAUCAGAGAUUUCAUUCACAUAUUUACUGUGUUGAAUUGAUCACUAAACUAACUUGACAUGUCGGAAUUGGAUUCGGUGGAGAGCAGCAAGUUCAAUGAUGGUGAUCCCAUUAUCUUAUUUGGCGGUGGUACAUCGAAGCCAGCAACAGAUAGUAGCAGGUUCAAUGACGCUGGGCUCCCUAUAAUCAACUUAGGUGGCACACCAUUGAAAAAGAAUGUGCUGGCUGAAUUGGACCAACAGAUAACGAAAGAUAUCACCGAAAUACGGGGACUGCAACACAACGAGUUUGCAAAGCAUACGAGCUACAAAAAAGCUUGGGAGACAGCAACUCAUUUAUAUCAGCAAAAGCUUAAAGCUGGGAAACUGAAGGCGGAUGGAAAUCCAGAGGAAUACCACAUAGCCCUGAUUGCAUACACCUUGGCAAGUCCGAAACUAUACCAAGAAUUUAAUCUAGCAACGAGAAAUCUUAAACACGAACACGAUUUCAACGCAUAUCCGUACAAGACUUUGUUCAGUCUACUCAAUCUGGCCGUGCAACAUGUUAAGGGUGAACCGGAAACAUUGACGAGCAGUGCUAAAGUGUAUCGUGGUUGCCAAGGCGAAUUGGCAAAUGCCAAAAAGGGGCAGCAUGUCAUUUUUCAGCAUUUUCUAUCAACUUCAGCAAAAGAAGACAUAGCACAGGCAUUCGGCUCGAAUGUGGUGUUUGUGAUCAGUGGUGGUAGCAAGUCAAAGUACGUCAGAAUGGAUGCGCACAGUGCAAUGAUUAAAAACGAGCACGAGGUGUUGUUUUCGCCGCUUGAACUUUACGAAAUCACUGGCGUUAAGAAAAGCGGUGACAUAAAUCUCAUCGACCUGAAAAUUGUAACGAAACAUUAAAUCAAAACGUUCAUUUGAAUUGUCGAAUCGAGUACGAC